AUGACGUCCGCCCAGACCCUGGUGGCCUCCCUCUGCCGGGAGGGGGACCAGCAGCUGGCCCUCGGGGAGCCAGCCCUGGCCACCGCCUUCUACCUGGCCGCCUUCAGCUGUCACGCCCCCUCUGCGGUGCGUGCUGUGCAAACCGCCCUGGCCGAGGCCCGGGGAGGCCCCGUGGUGGCCACCCUGGAGGCCUGGUGCUGUGGGGACAGCCAGAUCCCUGCCAUCUGCUGGGACGGCAUGGCGGUGGUCUCACUGACGGGAACGCUGGCCUCUGCGUUCCUGGCCGCCCUCUGCCCGGACCACCCCGCCCGCGUCCUGCACGUGCUGGCUGGCCUGCUGGCCUGCGGGCACCACGAGGAGGUGGCGGAGCGCUGUGGCGAGCUUCUGGACGCCUGCGCCCCCCAGGCCCUGGAGCUGCAGCUCACGCGUGCCCUGGCCUGGGUUCUUGAGGGGAAGCGGGCCGGCCAGGGCGUGGCCGCUUACCUCCAGGCCUUUGCCUCCAGCUCAGCCCGGACCGUGGCCUUCAUUCGCACGCACCAGCUGCCCUACCUCCCCUCGCUGCUCACCGCGCUCCGAGACCGCAUCUCGGGACCCGCGGAGGCCACCGACAGCGCCAGCGGGCCGGAGUCGCACUGCCGGGGACUCCUGGCAGCCCUGGACCCCGGGAACACCUGGUGCGAUGCCUCAUCCCCCGAGGCUCUGCUCCGCGGAGGCCAGUUUGAGGCCUGCCUGGAGGCCUGCAGCCAAGCCCUGCAGGCUGACGCCAUGGACAGCCAACCCCAAGGGGAGCGCCUGGCCGCGCUGCUGGUCACGCGCGCGGCGGCCGCCUUCUUCCUGGACGGGCGCGGCGGGGACGCGCUGCGGGACCUGCACGACGCCUUCCGCCGCAGCCCGGCGCGCGCGCGGGCGCAGUUCCAGGCUCUGCUCUCGGCCGCGGACCGGGCGCGCGUGCGGGCCCGGGCGCAGGAGGCCGCGGACCUGGGCUUCGCCCGCUUCCAGGAGGCCGUGCGGAGCCGCCCUGCGCUCCGCGAGGACUCGGGGCGCGAGCUGCUGGCUCCGGUGACCCGCGCGCUCCGCGUCCUGCUCCGCGUGGCGCCGAGCGGCGCGCGCCCCGCGCUGGGGACCCGCCUGGCCGAGUGCCUGCUGCUGGCCGGGGACGUGGCCGGAGCUCGGGCGCUGUGCGAUCGCCUCCUGCGGCCCCGGGGGCCCGGGGGCCCGGCGGGGCCCGGCGCCGAGGACCGCGCGCCCGCGCAGGCGCUGCGCGGCUUCUGCGCGCUGCACGCGGGCGACGCGCGGCGCGCCCGGGAGGACUUCCAGGCGGUGGUGACGCGGGGGCCGCCGCACGCCGGGGGCUGCGCGCGCGCGCUGUGCGGCCGCGGGCUGCUGCGGGCGCUGGCCGGCGACGCCUUCCUGGGGGCGCUGGACUAUGUCACCGCGUGCAGGCUGCGCCCCGAGGAGGCCCUGCUGGCCGCCAAGGCCUUCGUGCCCUGGAAUCAGCGGGGCCUGCUGCUGACCGUGCUGCGGGAGGAGGCCCGCGGGAUGCUGCUGCGAGCCCGGGCCCCCGGGCCUGCGCGCGCUCCCGGCUGCGGGGGCCAGGCGGCGGAGACCCGGAUGGAGCGCCCCGCGCAGGAAGGGGAUGCCCAGGGCGUGUACCAGCUGGCCACACUGCUGCUGGAGCUGGACGUGGACGAUGAGACAUCGCGCCUCCUGGUGGCCGACUGCCUGUACUGCCUGGGCCGCCUGGAGGAAGCCCACAGGUGCUUGCUGGUGGCCCUCUCUCGGAGGCCCCAAGCAGGCCCUGUGCUGGCCAGGCUGGCCCUGCUGCAGCUGCGGAGGGGCUUCUUCUAUGACGCCAACCAGCUGGUGAAGAAGGUGGUCCAGUCCGGAGACACGGCCUGCCUGAAGCCCACCCUGGACAUCUUCUGUCCUGAGGACAGACAGCUCCUGAGACACCACUGCCACACCCGGGCCUUGAGCAUCCUGCGGGCACGGCCAGGCGGGGUGGACAGCGAGGCCCACACCAGGGAGGCCAUCGCCUACCUCUCUCUGGCCAUCUUUGCCGCAGGGAGUGAGGCCAGCGAGCCCCUCCUCACUCGAGCUCGCUGCUAUGGGCUCCUGGGCCAGAAGAAGACCGCCAUGUUUGACUUCAAUUCUGUGCUGCGGGCAGAGCCAAGGAACGUGCAGGCUCUGUGCGGACGGGCUCUGGUGUACCUGGCCCUGGACCAGCUGCAGGAGGCCGUGGAGGACAUUGUCUCUGCUCUGAAGCUCAACCCAGAGCUCGUGGUCCCUGAGAUCCGCUCUCUAAAGCCAGAAGCCCAGGCGCUCCUCACCCGGGGCCUCUACACGCACUGCCGGGCCCUGCUGGGCCAGCGGGCGGGCGCGAGUGCCCCCUGCGAGGACGAGGACUCCAGGGGCCUCCUGGUUGUCGGGGAAGCACUUGUCAGAGUCGAUGCUGCCCAGCCAGCCUGGCACGUCCUGCUCACAGACAUCCUGACAGCACUGGGCAGCUAUGAGGAGGCUGGUGCCCACCUGCAGGAAGCCCUGAGCCCCCCUCCACCGCCAGAGGCAGCCCAGGCCCGGCGGGGUCUGCUUCGGCUGAAGACGGGACGAGAUGUGCCAGCAGCUGCCCGGGACCUGCAGCGCCUGGCAGAGACCGAUGCCCCUGACCUCGAGUUCCUGCUGCGUCUCCUGGAGGCCCCGGAGCGACAGAGCCUCGCUCAGGCUGCAGCCCAGGAAGCCAGCGCCCUCCUGAAUGCAGGGCGCCCCGCGCAGGCCCUGGGCUACUGCUCCUUAGCUGUCCUGGCGGAUGGUGGCCCUGCUCACCUGCGCCUUCGCGCCUCCUGCCUAGCCCAGCUGCAGGAGUUCGGCAGGGCGCUCCGGGACCUGGACCAUGUGGUCCAGGACGGCGCCGGGGACGGAGACCUACCGACUCGCGCAGAGGACCUCUGCUCCCGGGGCCACCUGCUGCUGAGCCUCGGAGAUGAGGACAGGGCCGCAAGAGCCUUUGCCCAGGCCCUAGAGCUGUCGCCCACCCAGACCCAGGGCCGUCUGCUGGAGCGGCCAGGUCGGACGCGCGUGGCCCAUGCGUUCCUACGUCUGGGACAGCGCUGUCUGGAGGGGCAGCGCUACGAGGAGGCCUGGGCAGCCGCUCAGAAUGGGCUCCUGAUCGACCCUGAACACGGUGGCCUGAGGAGGCUGAAGGCGAGGGCGCGGACGGAGGCAUCCUCUGGCUGCCGGCUGCACUGA
Molecule: messenger RNA, 3246 nt
Organism: Dipodomys spectabilis (banner-tailed kangaroo rat)
Lineage: Eukaryota; Metazoa; Chordata; Mammalia; Rodentia; Heteromyidae
Gene: Ttc34
Product: tetratricopeptide repeat domain 34
Exons: 8
Coding region: 1-3246 (1081 amino acids)
Molecular function (GO): protein binding
Source: RefSeq, a predicted model, not a curated record